AUGGCGACGCUGGGACCGGAGUCCCGACCCCACACCCAGCUCGCUUCUCCUGCGAUUCAAGCUAACCUUGGCGGUUUGGGCUCCAACACAAACGUACCUCUUAACCGAGGCUUGGAAAGGGCUUUGGAAGAAGCAGCUAACUCUGGAUUUCUGAACCUCAGCGCAAGAAAACUGAAGGAAUUCCCCAGGACAGCGUCCAACUAUGACCUGACAGAUACCGUUGAAGCAGAUCUGUCCAAGAACCGUUUGACGGACGUCCCCUCUGAAAUUAGCCACUUUGUUUCCCUGGAAACACUGAACCUGUAUCACAACUGUAUCAGAAGCAUCCCGGAUACCAUCAUCAGCUUGCAGUCGCUAACCUGCUUAAAUAUCAGUCGGAACCAGCUUGCGGUGCUUCCAGCGUGUGUGUGUAGUCUUCCACUGCGAGUGCUCAAUGCCAGCAACAACAAACUCAACACACUCCCUGACCAAGUCGCCCACCUCACCAGUCUCAUGGAGCUGGACGUGAGUUGUAAUGAGAUCACGGCUCUCCCUCGUCACAUCGGGCGACUCAAAGCCUUGCGAGAGCUUAACGUGCGCCGGAACCUUCUGUGUGUGCUGCCUGAGGACUUGGCAGAUCUUCCUCUUGUAAAGUUUGAUUUCUCCUGUAAUAAAGUCUCUACUAUUCCUGUGUGUUAUCGCAAAAUGACGCAGCUCCAGUCUCUGCAACUGGACAAUAACCCACUACAGAGCCCUCCUGCACAGAUUUGUAUAAAGGGAAAAGUUCACAUAUUUAAGUACCUGUCCAUAGAGGCGUGUCGCAGUGACAAAAUGGCCGACUCGCUCUACCUGCCCGUCAUGGACCGCCUCAACCUAUCACGGCCCACCACCGGCAGUUCAGAGGAUAUUGACCAGAAUAAGAAACACGACAGUGACUCUGGAGUGGGAAGUGACAACGGGGAUAAACGCCUCUCGGCCACAGAGCCGUCUGAUGAAGACAGUCUGAGUUUGAAUGUGCCGAUGUCCCACAUCACAGAAGAGGAGGGACUGAGUAAAGACGACUCUACUGAACACAUCAGCGCUUUGACUGCAGACAGAAGUCCGUCAGAUUUGCUGAAGGAGGAGCUUUCCUACCGGGACUCCACCCUCAGUUCACAGUUCGUCACUUACAUCAAGGGUCGGUCGGCAGAGUUUGACGAGCCUCUAAGAAUAGAGGAAGACGGCAACUGGGCCUCAGAGCAAAAGUCAAAGGUCGACAUGAUAAACCAAUUAAAAGAGGCCGUGGAGCUGUUGCAGGACCCCAACAGGGUGAAUGUGAACUCGGCUGAUCUGUCAGGCAUUAAACUCUACCCAGUGGAAUUAGUCACGGUAGACGACUCACUCAACGGCCAGGAUAGUGAUGAAGGACAGACUACACCCAAGGUAAAGUGCUUCCUGUACACUCUAGAAUUCCAGAAGAAGAGACAGUUCAUCCUUGAAAGAGCCAGACUUGAGGCUCAGCUUGCGUGCCAGCAGUAUGCCAGACACCUAGCACAACAGAGUGAAGACAAAACUCCAGUCUCAUCUCCCUCUGUCGGCUCCCCUCCGUUCGGCCUGAAACCCAGAUCAGCCUCGUCCUCUUCACCCUGCUCGCCCCAGCCUUGUCUCCACCCCCUCACACAGGCCCCGCCCACCGAUAGAGACACGCCCCCUAGCCCAGAUGAAGGAGACACAAAGAGCAGUGUGUUUCUGAGGAGCCAUAAGAAUGUGGACUCUGUAGAUCCUCAGUUCACUAUGAGGAGGAAGAUGGAACAGCUCAGAGAAGAGCUUGAACUCAUGGAACAGCUGAGAGAGAGUAUUGAGAGCAGACUGAAGGUGACGCUUCCUGAAGAUCUUGGCUCCUCCCUUAUGGAUGGGGUGGUGCUCUGUCAUCUAGCCAAUCACAUUCGUCCUCGAUCAGUGGCCAGUAUUCACGUUCCCUCCCCUGCCGUGCCCAAACUGAGCAUGGCCAAGUGUCGCAGAAACGUAGAGAACUUCCUUGACGCCUGCAGGAAGAUGGGCGUGCCUGAGUCCUCUCUCUGUUCACCAUAUGAUAUUCUGCAGUGUAACCUGCGGCCUAUACGUAAAGCAGUCAAAGCCCUGGUGGCGCUGGAGAGACCAGCAGUGAGUGAGAGAGAUGAAGAGUUGAAGAAAGAGAGGGAGAAAAGUGGAGAGAUAGAUAAGGAGAGUGAGAGACAGAUAGAGAGCAAGGGCCCCGUCACUGACUCCUCCCACACUCCGUCUCCUGCUUGGCAUAUCUGGGACCUGAUUGGUUCAAGCCUCUUACACAUUUUUUGUUUAGUGGUGCUGUUUAUUGCGUACAGCUGGAGUGAGCUAACAUAG
Molecule: messenger RNA, 2340 nt
Organism: Chanos chanos (milkfish)
Lineage: Eukaryota; Metazoa; Chordata; Actinopteri; Gonorynchiformes; Chanidae
Gene: lrch1
Product: leucine-rich repeats and calponin homology (CH) domain containing 1
Exons: 20
Coding region: 1-2340 (779 amino acids)
Cellular component (GO): cytoplasm
Molecular function (GO): protein binding
Source: RefSeq, a predicted model, not a curated record